This is a messenger RNA of Aspergillus tanneri, 2349 nucleotides long. Its product is annotated as DUF3435 domain-containing protein. The coding region runs from base 1 to 2349 and encodes 782 amino acids. The transcript is spliced from 5 exons. The record is from RefSeq and is a predicted model, not a curated record. Lineage: Eukaryota; Fungi; Ascomycota; Eurotiomycetes; Eurotiales; Aspergillaceae.
AUGAAGCGUUCCCGGUCCCGGCGGAAUAGACAUCUGGAAAGUGACUCUAGUGAUGAUGGGGUCACUUGCAGCAGCACCGAAACAGACGAGCAGUGUGAUGCCACGUAUGAGACGGACCUGACCGAGUCGGAGCCGGACGAUAUCCAGACCCCACGAAAACGUCGCCGAUCAGAUGAUAAGAACCACACUGAGUUGGAGCCAACACUAUUCGUCGAGGCUGGAGAAUUAUACGAUGAUCCCCUUGAUGAUACUGGAGUCGACCUCUCCGAGAUCCCCGAAGAUUUUGACAAAGCGGGUGGCACAAUCGUGCGGCGAGAGCGGAUAGAAAUCCGUUGGAAACGGUACUGUCGCAGCAAAACACGACUGGAACCCAAGGAACCAAAAUGGCGGGAGCCCGAGGAGGCCUUGCGCGUGGCUUCGAACAAUGAUCUGUACCGGUUCUUGGGCUGGUGCCUCAAGCUCGAGCGAGGGAAGAAUGGUCGACGGUUAAAAGGCAUCCACAAGUCUAGCUCGUUGGAGACGGACUGGAAGAACCUUCGUGGUUACUACCAAAAGCUGACCAAGAAUAAAAUCAACGAUGAGGAUGGCUCCGAAGUCAGGAGAGGUAUGAAGUUCUUGGUCAAAGAGCAUGGCCUAGAUACACAACCGGGAAAGAAGACGCCAGUUUAUAUCGAAGAUAUCACCCCGUUUAAUGAAACCAUUCUGUCCACACUGGAAAAAAAGUUCCACCUGGGAUUCCAACGCAUCCAGGUGUGCCUCUUUAAUUCCCUCGGUCUGUUCACCGUGCAUCGGAGGAACGCCCUGUUGAGUCUGCAGUUUAAGGAUCUGCAGAUCUCCCUUCAGAAGGAUCCUCGCGGUGGGCCUCCGAUUCCUUUGAUCGAACUGACGCCAGAGGGAACGAAAAAGUUCCUCGGGCUUACCAAAUUGACUACCUUCGCACUCCCCGAAAUAGUCUAUGGUCCGUCGUUGGCGCUGUGCCCGCAUACAUUAUUAUUUGGGAUUUUGUUCCAUGCCAAGGCGUUCCGGAAUCCCAAGUUGACCUCGAAGGCUCAGCUCCGAAAGCUCUUUAUUAGCAAAGGCUGCGAGCAGCUCCUGGUGCCCUUGGACCGGGAGAAGGCGGACUGGUAUAUCUUUUGUAAGACUGAAGUAGUCAAAGGUGUUCCGACCAUCCAGCGGACCCAAUCAAUGUCGAAGUCGACGAUGUCCAGCAUGCUGGUUACAUUUGGGGAGAUCCGCGGGUGGAAAGGGGCGUUUCAUGCACAUCAGUUCCGGUAUGGAAGUGGGAAGGUGAUCAAUGAGAGUGGAUGGGUGAGCAAGGAACAACAUAUGUUAAUUAUGAAGCAUGCCAACCCAAGGACCUUUCUUGACCAUUACCAUCCACUGCAGCUCGACACGGAUACAAUCCGAAUCAUCUGUGGCCUCGAUCCUGAUGUGGAACUAAUGCGGGCCGUCACGCGGCAGAGUCGUUGGCGAGACACGCGACGCCCACGGUAUCUGACCGAGCAACAGAGGGCACAGAUUGAGGAUCAUCCCGAGUUAGAAGAAUCCCGGCGCAAUCUAAGCAAGACCCGAGCCCAGUAUGAGGAGACCCGGCAGCUCGGCCUGCUCCCCCGGAUCCAGCAGCAAGAGAAAGAGGUGAAGAACACGCGAAAACGGUUGCUAAGAGCCUUACGACAUCAGAUCCGAGAGGACUUUGAUGAAGAACAAGCAUUUCUGGAUAUUGAGGCACAGCUGGCUGGCACCGCGGUCGAGGAAGAGAGCGAGGAUGAAUCGACCUCGGACAAUAUGCAUCCGCUCCAGUUGCGUCUAGUGCAGAGUCUUCUUUCCUACCCAAUCUCCAACUCGCUGGAGGAUGAGUGGAAUCGGCGUGAUGCGGGCGCGGAAGCGGUCGUGCAGUAUUGUGAUGUUCCCGAAGGAGGUCCGCUGAAGGGCAGGCCCAGACGGGAGACUUCCAAACCCGCUGCAUCCGACACGCCUAUAGCUAAACCCCAGGCUACACUCCAAGUCGAAGACGGCGUCAGCGCAUGCGAAGUGGUGCCUGUUUCUAAAAAUGGCAAGCCGUUGCGUGCUACCAAGGAAUACAUCGAGGGUUCUGAACUGCCAGAGGCUUGCUUUCAAUGCUUUGCAAAUGAGAGGCUGCCUGAUGCCGUUCGCUGUCGGAUGUUUCACGACGCCGGGUGUGUUACGCGCCACUUUGAUGCUAUUCAUCUAAACGAAGAGCCGCUCAAGUGCAAUUGGUGCGAAGUGACCUUGUUGCAUAAAAUGGCGUUCCAGCGCCACGCUAUCGAUGAACAUCGGGUGCGCAGUCGCUGGCGUUGUCUAGAUCCGGCGAAUCCUGGCAAAUUUUGA